CCUCGUUUCCACCGCCAAAUCACACGGCUCUGCUUGCCAGACCUUGCUGUGCAAGCUGGAGGUUGAGCGGGUUCUCCUUCUCAAGUGGGGUGAGGCUGUUGGUAUUUUUAAUUCUCAAGGUUCCGACCGCGACGAACGUAACGAAACAUAUAAUAAACGACUCGGUGAUACCCUUAUUCGUGGUGCAGUAUUCAGCAUCCUAAAUUGUUUGAAAGCGACACUCGAAGACACCAAUAACCUGGCCGCAAAGUACGGUCUACAGCCACUUCAAUCGGAAGACGAGGGGUUCGACUCCUCGCCACAGCAAUCAGCAUUUCCGGUAACCCACGAAAAGCUGCGGCGACUAUUGAAAUCGGCAAAACAACAAGCAUCGUUCCCAAGGAAGACUUGCUGGGUGGUUCAGGAUAAGGCGAAGUUCGAAUUAUUGAUUGUAGAGAUAAGGGGAUUCAACGAGAGCCUGGGAAGACUGCUUCCGGAGGUAUUAAUGAUCCAACAGGAGAGUGCAAAGGCAGAGGUGGGGGAGAGCAGUGAUGUUGCCGCCUUAAAGACACUUGAGGAGGCCUCGAAGGGGGCUCACGAUGAGUUAAGCUAUGCCGCGGGUCAAAGGUUAUGCAGCCUUAGCGAUGCGGGGAGUCCUGAUGGUAUCGACGAUAGUUUGAGGCGAGAAUCGCCUCCGCACGCCUGCGAUGUGACCGGAUCUGCUAUCGGAUUUGAUUGUGUUGAACCUCAGACAACAGCUGCCCCUGAGAUUGAGAGGUCUAACCUUCUCGACACGAUAACGGAAGAGGGUCCAGAGACCUCCGAAGACCCUACCGCUAGCAUUACUUGGCGGUGCCGAUGCGAGCUUGAGAUAUCCCCACAGAACGGUCCUCAUGUCUGCAUUCUCAAACCAUUACAAAGCCCGCCCGAAGGCUGCUCCGAAACGAUUUUGGGCCGCAUACGCUCAUGCGAAGAUUUUAUAGCUACCGCAAAUUUUAUCCGAUCAUACCACCCACCCACCCCCUCUUCUUCUUCAUCUCCCACAGGUGCCUCUUUCCUCAAGGCCAUUUCCUCCCCUGCACCACCCUCACAAUCUUCAACAGUUCUUCUCCCCGCCCUUAAAUGGUCACGAUUCCAUCCAUACCCAAGUCCUAGCCGCCGAAAUCCACCGACAGAGCCACGGCGAAUGACAUCUUCGGACACUGGCCGAGUGGCUCCACCAAGUAGCACCUCCCAUACAUCCUCACCACCGUUAUACCAACGUCGAUACCGGCGGCCGCUUUCACGCCUGGGUUCUCGCUCCCCACCGGGGUUCUCCAACGCUACAGGAGGUGCUGCGGACUACAAUACUGGCCUUGCGGUAGCCAAAUCCCCCAUGACCGCGUUGCAGGAUCAGAGUAUGGGUCUCGCAGGUGUAAAGUCUCCAAUGCAGGCUUUGAUCGAUCAAGAAAGGGUUCUGGCAGGUGUGAAGUCGCCGAUGCAGGCAAUCACUAAUAUGGGGAAUCUUGCUGCAUCGGCGGAUGGGGUCCGUGGCGGCCCGGCAGGAUACGGCAUGGCCUUUGGCGCGGGUCCAGCAGACGAUGGCGCAGGCCCUGCAGGAAAUUAAAAACGAGGUUUGCACCCCGAAUUUAUCUAGAGCGAACCUAGCUAAUCGUGGAAAUAGAUGUGUUUUCUAGCUACGUAAGGAAUAGAGAAAAAGGUUGCUGGAGAGGGCGUCUAGUGGUUCAGGAUAGACGAAGGAUAUA
Tuber aestivum (summer truffle) is the source of this 1724-nucleotide messenger RNA. The record is from the annotation of a GenBank genome assembly. Lineage: Eukaryota; Fungi; Ascomycota; Pezizomycetes; Pezizales; Tuberaceae.